ACGAUACUUCUUGGGGUGACGCAUCCACCCAUCAGCUGUUUUUGUUUUGCUGUGUGGAUAUUGGAAGUUAAUAACAUCAAAACAGCAGCGUCGACUCACUUAGCGGAACAGUUCAUGUUUGUAUCUCGUUUAGGGUUAAGGUUAGAGGUUCGAGAUUAACCACUCGGUGUUGUGUGUGUGUGUGUGUCUCUUGAGUCAGACUGGCCGGACAUUCCUCUCCCUGAAGAGUGUGAGCGUGGCGCUUGGAGUCGGGGGAGAAGAGGAGGGGAAGCGGGUUCCGGCGGGGAUCGACCCGAGCCCGAGGCCUCCGACCCUCGACCGGCGAGAGAAGAGGGAAUACAUCGGCUCGGAUGGAGUUCGAGGAAGACCCGGAUGGCCCUGUUGUGCACCGAGGCUUCGUCUGUGCCUCGUUUAACCAGGACACCACUUCUCUGUCAGUGGGCACAAAGACGGGCUACAGGCUCUUCUCAGUCACUGCUGCGGACAAACUGGACUGUAUCCAUGAGGGGGUGGAGUGUCCAGAGGUAUAUAUAGUGGAGCGGCUUUUCUCCAGCAGUCUGGUGGUAGUGGUCAGUCUGUCCAUGCCUCGGCGAAUGAACGUCUACCACUUUAAGAAAGGUACCGAGAUUUGUAACUACAGCUACUCCAACAACAUCCUCUCCGUCAGGCUCAACAGACUGCGACUGGUGGUGUGCCUGGAGGAAUCGAUGUACAUCCACAACAUCAAAGACAUGAAACUACUCAAGACCCUGCUCAACACACCUACAAAUCCCUCAGGUCUCUGCGCUCUCUCUGUAAACCACAGUAACUCGUUCCUGGCGUACCCCGGCAGUGCCACCAUCGGAGAGAUCACCGUUUAUGAUGCCAACAACCUGACUACCCUGACCCUGAUCCAGGCCCAUGACAGUCCCCUGGCAGCCCUCGCCUUCAACUCCUCCGGAACCAAACUGGCCAGUGCUUCAGAGAAGGGCACCGUCAUCAGAGUCUUCAGCGUUCCUGAAGGACAGAAACUGUUUGAAUUCCGUCGAGGGAUGAAAAGAUAUGUGAGCAUCAGCUCGUUGUCCUUCAGCACAGACGCUCAGUUCCUGUGCGCCUCGAGCAACACUGAGACGGUUCAUAUCUUUAAACUGGAGCAGCACAGCCCCAGUCAAGAGGAGGAGUCUCCUACAUGGUCAGCGUAUAUGGGCAAAAUGUUCACAGCAGCCAGCACCUACCUUCCCGCCCAGGUGUCUGACAUGAUGCACCAGGACCGAGCCUUUGCCACUGUCAGACUCAACAUGUUUGGCUUGAAGAAUAUCUGCGCCCUGGCUACGAUCCAGAAGCUCCCUCGCCUGCUGGUGGCGUCCUCAGACGGGUUUCUUUACAUUUAUAAUGUCGAUCCACAGGAUGGAGGCGAGUGCGUCCUGGUUCAAAAACACAGGUUGUUUGACUCCAGCGAGGAGCAGGUGGAGGAAAGUGAAGAGGAGAAACAGGAGGAUGUCUCUCCCCAACCAGCCAGCCAAUCAUAUGCCGCCACUGUGGCUCUCCCUUCAACGCCUCCUUCCUCCACUACUCUCAUGGGUUACUCUGAGGACGGCGGCGCCCAGAAGGGGGAGAUCUUCCCGGAGCACGAGUUCGCCGAGAGCCCCGUGUGUCUCGACGACGAGAACGAAUUCCCUCCAGUCGGCAACUAGAGUAACUGACCAAACCCCGCCUCCUCUUGUUAAACAUCCACAUCCCUGAAUAAGAUUCAGACUUAUACUUGUUUCAAGCAGGGAUUGGGGGUGGAAUAAUAUUCCUGUGUUGAGAUAUGUUGUGGUGACCUCGCUCUUCCACAUGUAAACCCUGCUGGCCUAGGGUCACAUGUCGCCAAGAUGUUACUUCCUGAUGUUCCUGUAUUUGCAUCCCUGUCUCUUUUUUUCGGAAGAGUUAAGAUUUAAAAAUAAAAACACUAAAAUAGAGUGGGAGGUCCACUCAUGAUUAAAACAGAACAUCUCUUUAUAAGACAGAUUCAAAGACUCUCAAAGAGUCCCACUGCUAAAUUCCGCAUGAUACCAUUAAAGCUCCUGUGAGGAUUAUGACUGACUGAAACGAAUACCGACACUUCUUCAUGACCUUCUAAAGCAAACAAGACUAAUUAUUACUUUGUUGUUAUUGUUAACUGAAGCUGCUGCUGGACGCCUUUUUUAAACACAUUCAGAGGUAACCACUCUCAAUGAGUGAUACAUCUGACUGCUCAAAGACAGCAGGAGAGACUUUCACAUGUACAUGACAAAAUCAGCAUAGGAGUAAACCGCUGCAAAUUAUUUUCAUGGUUGCAUUCAGGUGAGCGUGUGUUUGGUCCAGUAUCAGUGAGCAGACUGAAUGUAACGAGGUGGUCGUGAAUGUUGAGGAAAUCACUAAGACUUGACUCCACACAAUAAGACUCAGUUGACUCAGAUGGCUUACGUUGAUGAAAGUUUAAACAUAAGAAGAAUACUCAUGAGGAGACAUGAUUCAACAUCACACUUCUGUACUCGUGUCUUGCUCAAUCACAUCUGCAGAACUUUUCAAAAGGCAUCGCAUAUAUCCUAAAAGACAUUACCAUGAUCAGGGUCGUGCCACCUAGACUAAUCUGUGACGUCUAUAACACUGGAGCAGACAAUAAGUCUACCAAACAUCCUUACAGAUAUCAGGAAAGACAGUUGACACUUUCCAAGCUGUCCUUGGUGUUCUAAUAACAACUGAACUCUGUCAGGUCUGUCUGACAUUAGAGAACAGUGAAUAAACCUAAUGAUGUCUGUACAUUAUAAUCUAAAUAACUACAGAUUCCACCACAGUGAAGACAGCAGGUUACUGUGGCCAAACUAGGGUCCAGACUGACAAACAAAAUCUCUUAGGAUAGAUGCUUCAAGUCCUCAUACGAGCUUUUUCAAAGAAGCCAAAUGCAAUCACAGAAGUCAAAUUUUCAAACAGAAAAAUGUGUUUUCCGGCACAAAAACAAAUCUAAAAAAAUCUAUCAAAAGUGCAUUUUCAUCAAUCUAGCGUUGAAAUUUCUGAGCUUCAAAACGGGCAUUAAAUGUGUCCCACCUCUACAAGGAGGAGCAGCAGUUCCCUUCAAGAAGGAAAAAAUAAAUGUUUUGGAUGUGACACUUUAUAAGUCAUGAUGCAGUAUGUAUUUUAUGACGUGCAGACGCAGCUGUCAUACUAACCAUGGUGGAGAUAGACGAGUAGUAACAAAUGUAAGCUUCUAAUUUAUCUUGAAGGUUUGUCUGUCCGAGGAGGAGGAGCAGUCAGCAGCUGAAUGUGAAAAGCUUCAUGUUAAGACGGAUGUGACAAAAGUCCUUUCAUUUCAGUGAUAAAUCCUGGAGACCUUUUGAUGCUGAAUUCAGUUUUGUUAAAACAUGAAAGUCAUUUUUACUUUGUUGUAUUAAAUAUAAGUAUUACACGUCGACGCAUAGACUUCCCAUGCGUGCAUAUGUAUUGAGGAUUUGUACUGUGUGUAUAAUGUAUAUAUAACAUUUAUAAAUAGUACUGUUGUAAUAAAGUAACAUGGUAAUACCAUUUGACUUGCCAAAAGGUGGCGCUGAUAGGACACCCCGACGCUGCAUUGAGCUGUUUAAACCAGAGACUCAUUAAAGCUGAGACAUUAUUCAA
Molecule: messenger RNA, 3615 nt
Organism: Labrus mixtus (cuckoo wrasse)
Lineage: Eukaryota; Metazoa; Chordata; Actinopteri; Labriformes; Labridae
Product: WD repeat domain phosphoinositide-interacting protein 1-like
Exons: 12
Coding region: 351-1673 (440 amino acids)
Biological process (GO): autophagy of mitochondrion; protein localization to phagophore assembly site; nucleophagy
Cellular component (GO): extrinsic component of membrane; cytosol; phagophore assembly site membrane
Molecular function (GO): phosphatidylinositol-3,5-bisphosphate binding; protein binding; phosphatidylinositol-3-phosphate binding
Source: RefSeq, a predicted model, not a curated record